Trichoderma citrinoviride is the source of this 3417-nucleotide messenger RNA. RefSeq lists its product as hypothetical. The coding region runs from base 1 to 3417 and encodes 1138 amino acids. NCBI's taxonomy places the organism in Eukaryota, Fungi, Ascomycota, Sordariomycetes, Hypocreales, Hypocreaceae. The transcript has 3 exons. Gene Ontology annotation, molecular function: zinc ion binding; ATP binding; ATP-dependent chromatin remodeler activity. The record is from RefSeq and is a predicted model, not a curated record.
AUGGAGCUGGGAUCCUCGCAGGAGCCGCCGGUGAAGAGGCGCAGAUUCUUCAAGGAUCCAGAUGAGGCGUCGUCUGAUCCGGUGGCGUUUAGUCCGAAGCGCGAGUACAGCUCGUCGCUGGAGCCGAGGCGCUUCUUCAAGACUGAGGACGAGGAUGAGGAGGACGAAGUGAUACCGAAGGAUGAAGCGAUACCGAAGAAGGAAGAGGAUACCACAUCGAACGAACCCACAACACAGCACGAGUCUUCGGCCGUGACCUUUGAUCGAGACACGUUUGAGAGCUUUGUCGGAUGCAAAGUUUCCGCCAACAUCCUGCGUACGAUUCAGCAACACUGCGGAAACAACCUGGAGCGAGCCGUCAACAUGUACUUUGACGGCACCUACAAGAAAUUGAUGGCGAAAUCGAAGCCCGCAUCUUCUGGCUUAAGCCGGACACAGUCGACAGACGGGCCCAGUCAGCCGUCGCCGCUUCCCAUCCGACGCAACAUACCAUCUGCACGAUACGUGGGCGCUUUUGGCGUUGAGGGAUGGGCCACCAGAAGCGGCACGAAUCUCUUGAAGCACGGUGAAGCCGUCAGGAUCGAGCGCCAAAAGAUACAGCCUCCUCUGCCGCCAAAGACGAAGCCCCGGCUUGGAGCUCCUCCUACUCCGGCCAAACCAAAUACGGCUGCCUCGAGACGGGUCGACGUUAUCGUGCGAUUUACGAACCAGAUGGGCCAGGAAAUUGGGCGUCUGGCCAAGGAUACGGCCAACUGGGUGUCGACGCUGAUGGACCAGAAGAUUUGCAAGUUUGAGGGAACAUGCGUGUACUGCCCCGAGCGUGCGCGAACGAACGAUACUGUUUUCCUCCAGCUACGAUGCUACCUGCUCGACUCUGCCUUUGUCGACCGAGGCUUCGCGCCCGCGGGCGAUGCUUCAGCGACCUGGUUCGAACAACAGACUGAAACGGCGCAAGAGAAGGAACUUCGCCUGAGACAGGUUGCCCUGGUCAGGCUGUUUCAGGAGAUCAAUCUUCAGCCCGUCGUCGCCAACGCUGCCGCGAAAGACGGGAGGUCGGGGCUUCUCCAGGCUGCCGAGAUGGACGAGCAGAAGCAGAAGGACUCCAAAAAGGCGGCUGCGAAUGGUAGCAAGGAAUCUGGGAACUCAUCACCGUCUGACGAGCCGGAGGAGGGAGAGGAGCUCGAACAGGACCAGCUCGACGCGCUCUACAAGAAAGCCCAGACAUUCGACUUUAACAUGCCUGAAGCUGAGCCGGCGAGCACAUUUGCCAUGACGCUUCGACCAUAUCAGAAGCAGUCCCUGCACUGGAUGAUGGCCAAGGAAAAGGAUGAAAAGAGCCAUAGGGAACCCUCGAUGCAUCCGCUAUGGGAGGAAUAUGUGUGGCCCAUCAAAGACGUCGACGACAAGGAUCUGCCUUCAGUAGAGGGACAGUCCAAGUUUUACGUCAACCCGUACUCUGGCGAUCUCUCCUUGGAUUUUCCAGUUCAGGAGCAGCACUGUCUCGGCGGCAUCCUUGCUGAUGAAAUGGGGCUGGGAAAGACAAUUCAGAUGCUCAGCCUGAUUCACACGCACCGAUCCGAGCCUUCACAAAGCGCCAGAGUCCCUUCUUCUGUGGACGGAUUGAGCCAGCUCCAACGAUUGGGCAAGAAUUCGUCAAACGUACUGGAUGCGCCUCGCACAACGCUGGUGGUUGCCCCAAUGUCCUUAUUGUCACAAUGGUAUAGCGAGGCCGAGAAGGCUUCCAUGGCGGGCAGCAUGAAGAUUCAGCUCUACUAUGGUGCUGAGAAGGCAGUGAAUCUGCAGGCUCUUUGCUCCGGCUCCGGUGCACCCGAUCUCGUCAUCACCAGCUACGGAGUUGUUUUGUCAGAGUACACCAGCAUUGCCGCGAAGAACGGCGACAGGUCUUUCCAUACCGGCAUUUUCUCUCUCAAGUUCUUUCGCGUGAUUCUUGACGAGGCGCAUUACAUCAAGAACAGGGCAUCCAAGACGGCGCGAGCGUGCUACGAGAUCUCAGCGGACCAUCGAUGGGCACUGACGGGCACCCCUAUCGUCAAUAGACUGGAAGACCUAUUCAGCUUGGUGCGUUUCCUGGGCGUUGAGCCGUGGAACAACUUUUCGUUCUGGAAGACCUUCAUCACCGUGCCGUUUGAGUCUGGCGACUUUGUGCGCGCCUUGGACGUGGUGCAGACCGUCCUGGAGCCACUGGUGACCAGAAGAACCAAGGACAUGAAGACGCCAGACGGCCAGCCACUGGUGCAGCUCCCGCCGAAACAGAUCGAGAUCGUUGAGGUGGAGUUAUCCAAGCCGGAGCGAGACAUCUACGACCACAUCUUCAACAAGGCGAAAAAUACGCUUACCAGGAAUGUCGAGGCCGGAACGGUGCUCAAGGCCUUCACGACCAUCUUUGCUCAGAUUCUGAGGCUCCGUCAAUCGUGCUGUCAUCCUGUUCUGGUCCGCAACAAGGACAUUGUCGCCGACGAAGAAGAGGCGGGCGCUGCGGCUGAUGCGGUGACGGGCCUGGGCGACGAUAUGGACCUCGAGUCGCUGAUCACACAGUUUACCGCCAUCACAGACGAAGCCUCCAAUGACAGGCAGACAUUCGGGGCGCACGCCCUAGACGAGAUCCGGAAUGAAGCGGAAAAGGAAUGCCCCCUUUGUUUCGACGAGCCGAUGAAUGAGCAGAUUGUGACUGGAUGCUGGCACUCUGCGUGCAAAAAGUGCUUGAUGGGCUUUAUCAAGCACGAGACAGAUCACGCGAGGGUGCCGAGGUGCUUCAACUGCCGUGCACCGAUCAACCAGCGAGAUCUGUUCGAGGUUGUACGCCACGAUGACGACGAGGAGGCGUUUGCUUCGGCGAAGCCGCGUUUCAGCCUCCAACGACUCGGGCUCAACUCGUCCUCUGCCAAGAUUGCCGCUCUGAUAUCGGAACUCCGGGCACUGCGUCGAGAGCGUCCGAAUAUGAAGUCCAUUGUUUUUUCACAGUUUACGUCCUUUCUCACACUCAUCGAAACUGCCCUUAAGCGCUUCAAUAUCAAGUUUCUGCGUCUCGAUGGCAGCAUGACACAGCGGGCCCGAGCAGCGGUGUUGCAACAGUUUACAGACAGCAAGGGCUUCGUGGUGAUGCUGAUGAGCCUGCGUGCUGGAGGCGUGGGCCUGAACCUCACGAGCGCGGGGCGCGUGUUCAUGAUGGAUCCGUGGUGGAGUUUUGCCGUUGAGCUGCAGGCGAUUGAUCGGGUGCACAGACUUGGACAGCAAGAUGAGGUGGUGGUGAAGAGGUUCAUUGUCAGGGGGACUGUGGAGGAGAGAAUGCUGAGGAUCCAGGAUAGGAAGAAGUUUAUCGCAACGUCACUGGGUAUGAUGAGCGAUGAAGAGAAGAAGCUGCAGCGCAUUGAGGACAUCAAAGAACUCCUCAGCUAG